AUGCAACCGGAGGAAUACAUAGAUGUCUCAGAUUGGUUUUUGUUAGAUCAGUGUUUGCCGACUAACUCACAAAACGGAUUGCAAGCAGGCCCACAGUCUCGACAAGACCAAUCAUCGCUCAGUCCUUUACAAUUACCCACUGAUAUGUUUACCUCUGGUGGUCUGCCAACGUAUUCUAUUUCGCAAUUGACAAGCGAACAACAAAUGCUGACAUAUAUAGGCGAUUCGAUUCUGUCUGAAUAUGAGCAAUUUGAUCUGACAGGUUCGAUUCAACAACCGAAUGGCGCUCCGUACCCGCAGCAAAACCUGUUUAUGCAUCAGCAGCAACAUCAACAACAGUGGUUGUCGCAGUAUCAGUAUUCGGGGCAACAUGAAGGACAGAAACCAAACGAGGUCAUUAUGCCGAUGCACGAACUGAGCCGACAAAACUCAAUUCAAGACAUGCUUGGAGUUUUUCCGAUCGAGCCAUCAGAUUAUGCCCAAUCACAGGUCUAUCCAACGGAGAUUAUUCCACGUCUGCCUCCGUCUCAACAACAAAGCAACGUUGAUCAAUUGGGAAACGGAUGGAAACUGAUGAGCAACCUUCGCAAUCUCAAAUAA
Paraglomus brasilianum is the source of this 600-nucleotide messenger RNA. NCBI's taxonomy places the organism in Eukaryota, Fungi, Glomeromycota, Glomeromycetes, Paraglomerales, Paraglomeraceae. The record is from the annotation of a GenBank genome assembly.